CUGUAACUUAGACUCCAGUGUGCCGCGCAGUGUGCGCAAAUUCAUAAACCCUCCUUCAGCUUUGGUGGUUUCUGAAUCCCGAGAGUUGAAACCCAGCGGGAAGACCCUCUUCACUCUCAAAAAGAUGACAACCCACAGAGAGGUAACUUCUGUUUACAUGGAACUCAGAAGUCUCCUGCAAAUCAUGGUUUAGCUAAUGCACCUGAAAAAUGGGGAUAAUAUUACAGGCCAUAGAGUUAUGAGAAUUCAACAAGACAAUGUACAGCACUUGGCACAUGGAAAAACGAUGAAUGAACAGUUGCUAUUGGGCUUAACAUGUCUCCAUACCCCAAGAUCGUAAGGCCAGAGAAUGGCAGGUGAACAGAAACCCUCAAGUAAUCUCCUGGAACAGUUUAUUUUACUAGCCAAAGGUACUAGUGGCUCAGCCCUCACUGCUCUCAUAAGCCAAGUCUUGGAGGCGCCUGGAGUGUAUGUAUUUGGAGAACUGCUGGAGCUGGCCAAUGUGCAGGAGCUUGCAGAAGGAGCGAAUGCUGCGUAUUUGCAGUUGCUGAACCUGUUUGCCUAUGGAACAUACCCAGAUUACAUAGCCAACAAGGAGAGCCUGCCAGAACUGAGCACAGCUCAGCAGAAUAAGCUGAAGCACCUUACCAUCGUGAGCUUGGCGUCGAGAAUGAAGUGUAUCCCCUACUCCGUGCUGCUGAAGGACCUGGAGAUGCGGAAUCUCCGGGAACUGGAAGACCUCAUCAUUGAGGCUGUCUACACUGACAUCAUCCAGGGCAAGUUGGACCAGCGAAACCAGCUGCUAGAAGUGGACUUCUGCAUUGGCCGUGACAUCCGAAAGAAGGAUAUCAAUAAUAUUGUCAAGACCUUGCACGAGUGGUGUGAUGGAUGUGAAGCUGUUCUGCUAGGCAUCGAGCAGCAAGUUCUGAGGGCCAACCAGUACAAGGAGAACCACAGCCGAACUCAGCAGCAGGUGGAGGCAGAGGUUACCAACAUCAAGAAGACCCUCAAAGCUACUGCAUCCUCCUCGGCUCAGGAGAUGGAGCAACAAUUGGCUGAACGGGAGUGUCCCCCUCACACUGAGCAGAGGCAGCCCACCAAGAAGAUGUCCAAAGUGAAAGGUCUGGUCUCCAGCCGCCACUAGGGCUGGCUGGGGCAGCUGGCACUCACCAGGCCUGGGUCAGGUGGGGAGGGGACACCAAGGGCCUAUUUCCUCCUCUCUCUACCUUCGUGAGUUCCAGACCUGCCCAUCCCCUCACCAGCGCCUCCCACCCUAUUGGUACUGUUUCAGAAGAACCGUUAACUCCUUUUCCUCACCCACACCCACCUUCCCCAGUUGUUCCCUUCAGACUCAGGGGCUCCACUGAUGCCAUCCCGACAGUGGCAGACACUGCCCAGCUUCCCUCCCGGAGGUUCUUGUCUCUGUUUAAGGGCUUGUCUCCCAGUUUUUCUUCUGCUCCAUGUUAUUUUGUCAGGCUGGUCACAGCAGAGGCAGCUUUAGCUGGCCACAGGGAUGGCCGUGAAGGAGGCUCUGCUCUGAGUGAGGCGGGGCCCUCCUUCCGCCCUGUGCACCACAGCACCCACACUGGUGCAGGCACUCUAGCCGGGGAUCAGAACGCUUUGUUUCCCUCUCCUGCCUUGUCCCUCGUUGGCAGCUCCGAUCAUGCCAUGGGGGGAUGUGAUGCUGGGCUGUUUACUAAACCUGCGGGUGUUCAGCCUCUUAAGCCCAGCUCAAAUCUCUCAUUAGUUGGGAGCACUGGGUUGACUAACACCUGAUAUCUGAGGACCAGUGGAGGCUGCUGUGGGUCUGCUCGGUGGCAGAAGCGUCUUCCAGCUUGGUGUUCUCUGCCGCCUCUGACUCCUCUGACUGGUGUUCGUUGUGAAGGCCCAGCUGCCCACUGGGGCUGCCUGCCAACACUUGCUCUCCCAGGGUCUUUAAUUACUCCCGGCUGCAUCUGUGGUGGGGAUGGUGGUGCCGAGGCCCCUUUCUCUGGGGAAGGACCUGUUGCUGCUUCUGUCUUUCUUUCCACCCCUCCUUGGCUGAUGACCCAGAGCCCUCUGAUGAUGGCAUUCUCCUGGCAAGAGGAAAGGACUUGACUAGCCUUUCUGAACUUGAACAGUUUCAGGUUAUAUUUUAAUUUUUUUUUUUUGUACAGGUUCUGAUUCUAAUACAUUUCAACAUGCCUUUUCCCCCCCUCGUGUCAAUAUUUGUUAUAGACGAAUCGCCGGGGAUUUUUCACCUGGUUGGAGGGUGGCGUGUGUGUAUGUGUGUGUGUUUUUUUUGUUUGUUUUUUUUUAAGGGGAAGUGGAGGUCUGGACUGAUUAAAGUUCACUGAGGGCAGAAGCACAUUUUAGAACAAAAAUAAAGUGUAGCUUUACUGUAUGUGACUGGCGUGCGGGGGGGUUGCAUAGCUGGUGCAUCUGGGGGGCUGGGAGUAGGGGCUUAGGGAGACAUUGUGCUGUUUCAGGAUCUGGAGAAAAUGCAUUUCUCCUUUCUGACAUGUCCAGCAGCUGCCUCCUGUUGAUCAAAUGUUAACCAAGUUAUUCUCGUUUCCCCUCUAAGCUGGCCCAUGUGCCCAUAUAACAUUAUGUCCAACGGGAGAGUUUAAUUCCCAAAGUAUGUUUCAUGAAACCUCUUGACGGCUGCUCUGUGGAAAAGGGGUUCUGUUGUGAAAUAAAUUUGGCACAUCCUGCAUCCCAUAUCCUCACUGGAAAUUUCAUUCUUAUGAUCUCAGAGAAGGCCUGGGGGAGGAAGCCUGUUCCCACACUGAUGUCACCACCAAAUCCUUUUUGGUGAUACCUAAUGGAACACGUUUUGGGGAAAAAAUUUUGGAAACGUUAUAUUUCUCAAAAAUACCUCCCAGCCUUAUAGGAUUUUCUACAACUACUGUCAUGUGGUGCUCAAUGAUGGGACAUAACUCUGAGAAAUGCAUCAUUAGGCAGUUUCGUCAUUGUGCGGAAAUCAUAGAGAACACUUACAGCAACCUAGGUGGCCUGGCCUACUGCACACCUGAGUGUGGUCUAGCCAGUUGCUUUUAGGUUACAAGCCUGUACAACAUGUUACUGUUCGGAAUAUUGCAGACAUGGAAAAGGUACAGUAAAAAUAAGGUAUUAUAAAAGUAAACAGUGGCACACCUGUGUAGGGCACAUACCAUGAAUGGAGCAUUUAGGCCUGGGAGUUGCUCUAGGUGUCAGUGAGUGUGGUCAGUGAAGGCGAAGGCCCAGGACUUGGCUGCGUACUGCGGUAGCCUUUACAAACACUGGACACUUAGGUGCACUGAACUUACAGAAACUGUUUUUCUUCAAUAACAAAUUGACCCUAGCUUACUGUAACUUUUUUACGUGAUAAACUUUUAAAAACUUUUUGGCUCUUCUGUAAUAACACUUAGCUAAAAACAUGUUGUA
Molossus molossus (Pallas's mastiff bat) is the source of this 3405-nucleotide messenger RNA. RefSeq names its product COP9 signalosome subunit 7B (gene COPS7B). The record is from RefSeq and is a predicted model, not a curated record. The transcript has 8 exons. NCBI's taxonomy places the organism in Eukaryota, Metazoa, Chordata, Mammalia, Chiroptera, Molossidae. Gene Ontology annotation, biological process: COP9 signalosome assembly. Gene Ontology annotation, cellular component: COP9 signalosome. Bases 350 to 1144 code for a protein of 264 amino acids.